This is a messenger RNA of Oncorhynchus masou masou (cherry salmon), 1116 nucleotides long. Its product is annotated as cystein proteinase inhibitor protein salarin-like. NCBI's taxonomy places the organism in Eukaryota, Metazoa, Chordata, Actinopteri, Salmoniformes, Salmonidae. The coding region runs from base 547 to 810 and encodes 87 amino acids. The transcript is spliced from 5 exons. The record is from RefSeq and is a predicted model, not a curated record.
UCCGUUGGGUGUUACCGCAGAAAAUUGCAGAUUCACAGCUUUUCAGAAGGUUUUUCUCAUUGUUUUGUACAGUACAACCCUACUGUGCGCUAAACUUUGAUAUUCUGAUUGCUAGAUUAAUAAUCCACAACACAAAACGCAUACAUCGAGUCAAGUGUAGAAAGGGUUUGUAGUGUUUGUAAAUAGCAACCUACACACACACAGUGCAUCUAAUAGGUAUAUUUAUCCGAUUCCAUUUACCAAAUACGCUGUUGGCAGUUUACAUGGCAAAUCUGGUGUUUCAACUAUGAGAAUAAAGAUUGGCAGCUAAUGAGAGAAUAUAACAUUGGGCAAAGAAAUACGACUUCCUCUCCAUUGACCUUGUACGUCACUUUUCCUCUGACGUCCUUUCCUCAUCUCUCCCUUCGUUAGAGAGUAUCUGCACUGCUUAUUUGAAAACGUAUUUUUGCUCCUGCACCCUGGAACAGGAGUGUGUUUACUGUCUACCCAUUGAUUCAUGAAGAAUAUAAAGUUUGAAGCUUCUUCUGGUUGUGGCUGUGAGUGAAUAUGGCAAGUGAACGUCAAGAUGUGGACAAAGAGUUUGAAGAGUGGAAAGAAAAACAUGGGAAGAAGUACAAAUCCAAGGAGGAGGAAGCCAAGCGCAAGAAGAUCUGGCUCGAGUGUCGGACCAGGGUCAUAGAACACAACAAGAAAUAUGACAGUGGAGAGUCAACUUUCCAAUGUGGCAUGAACCACAUGUCUGACUUGGAACAACACGAGGUCUGCUGUGGUGGCAGGAGGAGCUGUCAGGAAGAGAAGAAUGAUAGUUAGAUCUCAAAGUUUCUGUCUUUCUGCUUUCUGACAUAGAAACAACAUGAGGUCUGCUGUAGUGUCAGGAGGAGCUGUCAGGAAGAGAAAAAUGAUAGUUAGAUCUCAAAGUUUCUGUCUUUCUGCUUUCUGACAUAGAAACAACACGAGGUCUGUGGCUGCUUGAUGAAUACGUAGGUCCAAAUGCUUGUUUUACAACAAGACGACAUUGUAAUAUGAAGGAAAUAUACAUAAAAUAAGAAAUAGACUACAAAACCUUUGAACUUUAUACAUGUAAUUUACAGUAAAUAAAGUUAAAAGGCAGCUUUA